UCAUCAUCAUCAUUAUCAGCAUUAUCAUUUUGGUACGUUGUGAGGAAGGUCCAAAAAGGCAGUGCUGCGUAAACGGACGAUCCCAAGCACAAACAAAUACCCUUUUCUUCUUUUUUCUCUCCCGACUCUCAUCAUCUGUGAAAUAUACAAAUAAUAUAUAAGAGAAAAAAAAGGUAUUGCUCUGUCUUACCAAAUUGCAGACUUGUUUCCCCUUUUGUUUUGCUUUUCCCUUUUUAAUCUGUUAUACUUAAAAGCGAUCUUAAGGUGCUUUCAUUUCAUUUCAAUGGAGUUUCUCUAGAUUAGCCAGAUAAUCUCGAGAAAAAAAAAAUACAGUAUUUGGAUCAAAUAAAAGGGGUUGUCUUUGAUCAUGGCGGUUGCUGAGAAUGCACCAAAUUUCGACAACACAGCAGUAUCAUCAGACUCAAAUGCACAGAACGAUCUUGCAAACCCAAAACCCAGAGUUGAUUCCUCUGUCGUGUUGAGUGCGGAACCCAAUUUACAGUCAAACGGAGACGAUCAGAAUCCGCAGGACAAGUUUCAGAACCAGGAGAAAGUAACAACUUUGUCAGUCCCCACAAGCAAUCACAAGCCUCAUAUGGGUCAGAUGCAAAAUGGGUUUGACACCAAUGGGGUCGAUAACCAUCAGAUGGUGGCGGUCAAGACUGGCGGGUAUGGAAUUGAUCAGAGGUCUAAUGGGGUGAGAAAUGGAGGGGAUGGGGAUGAGAGUUUCAAACGUGAUAUGAGAGAUUUGGAGGAGUUGUUGUCCAAGUUGAAUCCCAUGGCUAAGGAGUUUGUGCCUCCCUCACUUGUCAACAAUCAUGGGUUCAGUCUUGCUGGUGGGUUUGGCUAUGCUAACAAUUUUCUAGUACAAACUAAUUCUGACAACGCCAAUGGACUUAUUGGUAGAAGGAAGAAAAAUGGCUAUAGUCAAGGUCGGCGAAGGAACUAUUACAAAAUGAGUUUGGCACAGAGAGAGGAGAUGAUCAGGAGGACUGUGUAUGUAUCUGACAUUGAUCAACAGGUUACUGAAGAAAACCUGGCUGCUCUCUUUCUUAGUUGCGGACAGGUUGUAGACUGUCGUGUAUGCGGUGAUCCAAAUUCCAUUCUUCGAUUUGCCUUUGUUGAGUUUACAGAUGAAGAAGGUGCAAGGGUUGCCUUGAGUCUGUCAGGAACCAUGCUUGGCUAUUACCCAGUGAGAGUCCUGCCUUCGAAAACUGCAAUUGCACCUGUUAAUCCAACAUUUUUGCCAAGGUCUGAUGAUGAGCGUGAGAUGUGCUCAAGAACUAUUUAUUGUACAAAUAUUGACAAGAAGGUCACUCAAGCAGAUGUCAAACUGUUUUUUGAAUCACUUUGUGGAGAGGUUCAACGCCUGAGGCUACUUGGAGAUUAUCAUCACUCCACUCGUAUUGCGUUUGUUGAAUUUACUGUGGCUGAAAGUGCAAUUGCAGCUCUUAACUGUAGUGGUGUCGUUUUGGGAUCACUGCCGAUAAGGGUAAGCCCUUCAAAGACACCUGUUCGGCCCCGUGCUCCUCGCUCUCCAUUGCAUUAAACCACAUUUUCAUGUUUGCUGGACUAGUUUACUGGUGAUAGAUAUAUCGACGCAUGCAUGCACAGAGAAAUAUUUUGGCGUACUUGUGUUUAUCUAUGCUUUUGUCCUGGUUGCUGGUGGUAGGGAUGUUUGAUACCUACUACGAGGGGUUCUGUGGGUUUAUUUUAAAGUUGUAGAGUUGGAAUGGAAUUCAGAGGAGCUAAAUGGUUUAAUUUUAUUAAGCGUUAUGAUGAAA
Messenger RNA from Prunus mume (Japanese apricot), 1784 nucleotides. RefSeq names its product CTC-interacting domain 13 (gene CID13). The record is from RefSeq and is a predicted model, not a curated record. NCBI's taxonomy places the organism in Eukaryota, Viridiplantae, Streptophyta, Magnoliopsida, Rosales, Rosaceae. Gene Ontology annotation, molecular function: RNA binding.